GUCGGCGAACUAGGGCUGAUGCAAACCGUUCGCGUCUCGGAAACGUCCUCGCAUUCGGUGUCAGGGAUGCAUUCCCGUAAUCUUUAAGCAGGAACAUAUGUUAAGUUCAUAGGUUUGCGCUGGAAGUAGUCUUGACGAGGUGUGGCGUUACUGCGCUCACUGCUUGCUUGCGACAAACCCAGCGGCUGCUCAAACAACUCGCAGCGACGUGGGGUCAUCCCAGCAAGUAAUUGCAUGACGGGCAUUAAGCGCCCAUCAAACAGUGCGGAACCAGUGCUGUCAAAGUCCGCGCUCGCCCAGUCGACCCUCGCCGAGUUGGCACUACGCGACUACAUGUUCUACCUGUAAGCAAACAGUUGCAUAGGCGUCGACUGGUGAAUCGUUGUCGUCGCUGGAACAGUGCUCGGCCAGCUGGCGGGCGGGCAUGAGCUGGCGGUGUCGAUGGUUGGAGUAUGCGUCUCGCACGGCCACGCGCCGGACUGGCGGGGCGUGCCGGAUGCUGCAUGGGACAUCGUCCUUGGGAAGCUGUUGUGGAGCGACAUUGCGAGCGCUCGCACCGCCUGCCGCUCCUGGGCCGUGGACGUGAACCGCUGCCUGCAACGGCUGCACCUAAGGGACCCCAGCCCCGCCGCCCUGGUGCGACUGGGAGCCGUGUUCGCACACCUGCACCGACUGAAGCUCACGGCGUGGCAGCGCGGUGGUGUGAGGCUGGACGGCGAGGGCCUGCGCCUGCCUGGGGCCCUGGGUCGCGUAGCGAGCCUGCGCUUGCGCAGCAAGCAGCCCGGCGGCGGACUGCUAGCCGUGGGGCGUCUGGCGCUGCUGCGGAGCGGCUGUAGCGGCGGGGAUGACGGCGGCUGUAGCAGUGCCGGCGGUAGCGGCUGUGGUGGCGGCUGCGGUGGUGGCUGCGGCAGCCGCGGCAGUAGCGGUGGUGGUGCCGCCGGGGAGCAGCACGUGCUGCGUGAGCUGUGCCUGCGGGCGUGCGAGGUGGCGUCGUGGCGGGGCCUGGAGGGCUGCGGCCGCCUGCAGCACCUGGCGCUGGUGCACUGCCGCUUCGCCACACCCGAGGCCGCACACGGCCUGGCGGCGGCGCUGGCGGCGCUGCCCCGACUCACCACGUUGGAGCUGCGCUGCGCGACGCGCGCCGGCGGCAGUAGCAGCAGUGGCAGCAGUGGCAGCAGCAGCAACAGCAGCGGCAGGAGCAGCCCCACAGCGGCGGCUGCCGCCGCGCGCCGGGGCAGCGGCGGAGGCGGUCCUGGCGGCGGUGGUGGCAGCGGAGGCGGCGUGCCGGAGGCGGCGGUGCACUGCGUCCUGGUUCCGGAUCUGGUGGGGUUGGGAGUGGCGGUGGCGGGUCUGACAGCUCUGCGGCUGGCGGCGCCGCUGAGUGAGGCAGCUUUGAACCAGUUGCUGCGAGUGGAGCUGCCACGCAUACGCAGUUUGCGCGAGUUAGAGCUGGACAUACUGCAGCCGGUGCGCCAACAGCAGCAGCACCAGCAGCAGGCGGCCGCAGGGCCAGGCGGGGCCGCCGCCGGGCCGCAGCUGCAGCAGCCGCUACAGCAGAUACAGGCGCAGCCGCUACAGCUGCCGCCGCCGCCAGGCGGCGGUGCUGCGGCGGCAGCGCUUGUGCACGUGGGGGCAGCAGACGCUGUUGGAGCGCCGGUGGCAGCAGGAGGCGGCGGUGGCGACCAACACCACCCGAACCACCAGCAUAACCACCAGCACCCACAGCAGCUUCCUGCUCCUGCUCCCCACCAGCACCCACACGCGCACCCACAUGCGCAGCGCUACCGGGAGCUGUGCCACGUGUUGCCGGCGGUGGUGGUGGGGGCGCCGCACCUCACCUCCCUCAAGGUCAAGGGGCACAGCCGUGUGCGGGAUCGGGACCUGUUGCUACUGUCGCCCCUCCGCCACCUCCGUCAUCUCUCACUCGACCUGCCACCCGGCGCCGCCGCCGCCGCCGCCGCCGCCGCCGCCGCCGCUGCAGCUGCAGCUGCAUUGCAGCCAGACAACAACCUGAACAACGCUGCAGGCGCCGCCAACGCAGGCGCCCCACACCAAUUUCACGACCAGCCGGCUGCGGCGUUCGCCGCCGCUGCCCACAACCUCAACAACAACAUCGACAACGACAUCAACAAUGACGGCGGCUUCGCGGCAGCCGCUGCCUCUGCAGCAGCAGCAGGCGGCAACAGCCUGCAGCUCACGGGUGCGGGUGUGACGCACCUGCUGCGGGCGGCGCCGCACCUGACCGGUCUGUCGCUGGCGUAUGUGGCCUGGGCGCCGGAGGGGCUGGCGGCGCUUGGCGCGGCGGCGGCGGCGGGGGCAGGGCCAGGGUCUGGGGCGGGGGCGGGGGCGCAGGCGGAGAGCACGCCGCUGUGCGGGCUGCUGUACGGGCUGCGGUCCAGCCUGCUGCCGCAGCUGCUGGAGCUGGACCUCAGCGGCUGCCUGGGGCUCAGCGACUGGGGGCUGGCACUGCUGGGCAGGGCCUGUGGCGGCGGCGGCGGCGGCGGUGUUGGAGGAGGCGGUGUGGGAGGAGGAGGUGGUGGGAGGCUGCAGCGGCUCGUGCUCCGCGGUUGCGGCGAGGGCGGCGGCGGCAGCGGCGGCGGCGGCGGCGGCGGCGGCGGCGGCGGGCUGGUGGGCGACGUGGGGGUGGCGGCGCUGGCCCCCCUCAUGGCCCGGCUGCGUCACCUGGACCUGUCGCUGAUGGAGGGGCUGACUGACACUGGCCUGCGCGGCCUGCUGCGGGGCGGCGGGGCGCCGCACCUGACCUCCCUGUGCAUCAACUUUUGUGGCCGGGUGACUGACGCAGGGGUGGUGGCCAUUGCCAGCGGCUGCCCAACCCUGGAGAGGCUGGAAAUGGAUCACUGCGUCGGCGUGGUGGGCGUGGUGGGCGGCGGUGGCGCCGGCGGCGAGGCCCUUGCCACACCCGCCGCCGCCAUGCCAGCCGCCGCCGCACCCACUGCAGCCUUUGAGAACGUGCCUGCAAAGGCUGCGGGUGCGGCCGCAGGCAUGGCGGCUGCGGCAGGGGCUGAUGACAUCUUCGCCGCCGCCAGCAGUGCUGCUGCUGAACCUGCGACCGCCGCAUGGCCUGGCACCGCCGCCCCCGCCGCCGCCGCCGCCGCCGCCGCCGCCGCCGCCACGGUGUCAAUGUCACCAGCAGGCUUUGCGGCCUGUGCCCCGUUCGGGACAGCAUUGAGGUGGGGUGCGUCCAGCAGCGGGCUAGCCACUGCUAUUGCUGCGCCGCCGCCCUUGGGUGGUGGAGCUGGCUGGCUGGGUGAUGGCUGUAGCAGCGUUGGCGGCAGCAGCAGCCGGAAGGCCGCGUGCAGGGAGUGGGAGCAGCUACUGCCGGUGGUGGUGCUAGCGCUUCGGGAGCUGCGGGGGCUGCGACGCGUGUCCGUGGAGGGCUGCAGCAAGACGCUGGUGGCGGCGCUGCGGCGCGGGCUACAGCCGGUGGCGGCGCGGCAGCAGUGCAGCAGCCGUGACGCGGCGUCAUGGUGGUUGGCAGUUGACAAUGGCAGUAGCACCGGCAGUGGCGGCAGCAGCAGUGGCAGCAGCAGUAGUAGCGCCGCCCAGGGUAGAAGCCGCAGUGAUGGGAGUGGCGCCAGUAGUAGCAUGUCCAGUCCGGUAACGUUGUGAUGAUGCUUGUGGUGGGGCCUUUGCGGGUCUUCUUAGCUGGGCUUAGCUUCAAGCCAUUGUGCGCGGUGUUGCUGCACUUUUGAGUGAGGAGGUUUGCAGCCACACUGGGGUUAGUGGACCUCAGAUUGGGCCUCAGCGAGCAUUCCAUGGUCGUUGUAUGCUUGCUUGCACCGUGUUGUGACGUCUCAAGCAUACUAUGUUUCGCCUUGAUGACGUGCUGCGGCUCCAAUUAUGACAGUAUUAUUCCUGCCAGGUUACGGGGCAGGGCAAUGUACGCGCACCAUUAGCACCAGCACCAGCAUCAGCACCUCGCCACCCUUAUCCUGGAGUCUGCAGCGUUUGGGGGCUUCAAAGCAGAGCGGCAGGGGCAGGAACCCAAGCUGUACCAAGCUAGACCAUCGUCCCGGCACCGGUAACCUGGACACGUCAUUAGUGCUUGCACACUUGGCCGCGCCUAUGCCGCUGGGUAGUUGCGGUGUGGUUUCUUGGCAGUACUCUCGUCGUCUUGAGUCAUUGCUGUGGUGCUUGUGUUCACUGGGGCGGCCCGCGGGCGAAGGAAGUGAUGCAGGUGCAGCGGCAGUUCGUGACGGACGUGGAAGAGGAGCAUGCAUGCGGCCAAACGGGAGGGUGAGGCGAGGGGCGGUGACCCGGAGGCCGGAGGCAACUGACCUCAAGGACUCGGGAUGGCAGCAGGACGCAGGGGUGCAAGGAUGCGGUGGGAGAGGAAGCAAGGGAGGCAGAGGCGAGCGUGAUGCGGCUGCCGUGGAUGAUGGAGGUCGGCGUGCGUACCGGUGUGUGUCUUAUAGCGCCAAGCUGCAUGGAAAGUGCCGUACUAAUCCAGCCAGGCCGGCGUGCUGCAAAUGUAUUUGUGUUGCGCUGCCCGUCAUGGGGCGGCGAAUGAGCGAGCCAACUCUGGUGCGUAGCCUUGCGCGUGCAACAUGUUGCCAAUCCAUCAACGUGUAAUCCCAAACGGGC
Chlamydomonas reinhardtii is the source of this 4605-nucleotide messenger RNA. RefSeq lists its product as uncharacterized. Gene Ontology annotation, biological process: SCF-dependent proteasomal ubiquitin-dependent protein catabolic process. The transcript is spliced from 8 exons. Bases 442 to 3630 code for a protein of 1062 amino acids. Gene Ontology annotation, molecular function: ATP binding; kinase activity. The record is from RefSeq and is a predicted model, not a curated record. NCBI's taxonomy places the organism in Eukaryota, Viridiplantae, Chlorophyta, Chlorophyceae, Chlamydomonadales, Chlamydomonadaceae. Gene Ontology annotation, cellular component: SCF ubiquitin ligase complex.